Molecule: messenger RNA, 5454 nt
Organism: Mugil cephalus (flathead mullet)
Lineage: Eukaryota; Metazoa; Chordata; Actinopteri; Mugiliformes; Mugilidae
Product: voltage-dependent calcium channel subunit alpha-2/delta-1
Exons: 41
Coding region: 233-3496 (1087 amino acids)
Cellular component (GO): L-type voltage-gated calcium channel complex
Molecular function (GO): voltage-gated calcium channel activity
Source: RefSeq, a predicted model, not a curated record
AGAGAGAGAGGCUGAUGUAUCCAGAUCCAGUACCUGUUAGAGCGCCGGAUGGCCGAGUGAUCAGAUUAGAGGUGUCAGGGUUCGUUAAUCUGUGAGGGAGUGACAGACUGCCACACACGCCGCUUGCGCACAUCGCUCCAUUCAUCGGAGCGGAUCGGAUCCUGACGCUCGUCGGGGAAUUUCCCCCCUUGUUUUUUUUUUCUUUCUUUUUUUUUUCUCCCCCCUCCCCAUAAUGGAUACCUGCACGGUUCGAGUCUGGGUGUUCCUGGUUGUGCUGUGGCACAGAGGUUGUUUGGCAUCGCAGUUUCCGACACAGCUCAUGAUUAAAGAAUGGGUUGAUCAGAUGCAGAAAGAGCUUGUCAGCCUGGCAGACACAGCCACAGCUGGGAAGAGCCUCACCCAGAUUUUUUUGAGAAACCAAAACCUCUACACUGUGGAGCAAAAUGAUGCAGAGGAGCUCGUGGCCAGAGCAGCCAGGAACAUAGAACAGCUGCUGCGGAAGAGGUCUGCCGCCUUGGAGAAACUGGCUACAGCAGCUGAAAAUUUCCAGUAUCAGCAUAGCUGGAAAGACGAGUUCGAGGAUGACGAAAUUGCCUACUACAACGCAAAGGACAAUCUGGAUGUGAAUGAAACCGAGGGAAGAAAAUACAGGAUCCGGCCGGACUUUAAAGAGGACCCUACAUUCAAACGUUUGACCGACCAUAACCACACGGCCGUGCACAUCCCCACCGACAUCUACGACGGCUCCACCAUCGUGCUGAAUGAGCUGAACUGGACCGAGGCGUUGGAGGACGUGUUCAGAAAGAACAGGGAGGAUGACCCGACCCUUCUCUGGCAGGUGUUCGGUAGCGCGACGGGCCUGGCUCGCUACUACCCAGCUUCGCCCUGGAUGGAUGCCCGCAAGACUCCAAGUAAAAUUGAUCUGUAUGAUGUUCGCAGGAGGCCAUGGUACAUUCAAGGAGCUGCCUCGCCCAAAGACAUGCUAAUCCUCGUGGAUGCGAGUGGGAGUGUGUCUGGCUUGACUCUCAAACUGAUCAGAACCUCUGUCAGUGAGAUGCUGGAGACUCUGUCUGACGACGACUAUGUCAACGUUGUUUAUUUUAACACCAGGGUGAAGAAGACGGCGUGCUUCGACCAUCUGGUUCAGGCCAACGUGAGGAACAAAAAGCUGCUGAAGGAUGCCGUACAGAACAUCACGGCAAAAGGGAUCACAAACUACACGAAGGGCUUUGAGUUCGCUUUUGAGCAGCUCUCCGCAACUAAUGUGAGCAGAGCAAACUGCAACAAGAUCAUUAUGCUGUUUACUGAUGGAGGGGAGGAAAGAGCUCAGGCCAUACUGGAGAAAUACAACGCUAACAAAAGGGUGAGGAUCUUCACCUUCUCAGUAGGACAACACAACUAUGACAAAGGACCCAUUCAGUGGAUGGCCUGCGCCAACAAAGGAUACUUCUAUGAGAUUCCUUCCAUCGGAGCCAUCAGAAUAAACACACAGGAGUACCUGGAUGUCCUAGGGAGACCAAUGGUUCUGGCAGACAAGAGGGGCAAACAAGUCCAAUGGACCAAUGUGUACCUUGAUGCUCUGGAACUGGGUCUUGUCAUCACCGGAACGCUACCAGUCUUCAAUAAAACCAAGACCAGGGAUAAAUGGAAGAAUGAAGAGCACCAGAAUCAGUUGAUUCUUGGCGUAAUGGGGAUUGACGUGUCUCUUGAUGACAUCAAGAAGCUCACGCCACGCUUCACAAUUGGUCCAAAUGGAUACUACUUCGCCAUUGAUCCCAACGGAUAUGUCCUGCUGCACCCCAACCUCCAGCCAAAGAAUCCUAAAUUCCAGGAGCCCGUGACGCUGGACUUCCUGGAUGCAGAGCUGGAGAAUGACAUCAAAGUGGAGAUCCGGAAAAUGAUGAUUGAUGGUGAGACAGGGGAACGCACCAUUCACACGCUGGUAAAAACUCAGGAUGAGAGGUAUAUAGACAGAGGGAUCAGGACUUACACGUGGGCGCCAGUCAACGGAACAGAUUACAGUCUGGCACUUGCUUUGCCUAAAUACAGCGAACACUUCAUUCAAGCCAAACUGGGGGAUGAUAUCCAACAAGCCACGUCUUCUUAUUGGGGGCAAGAAGCCAUGGAGACCAUACAGCUGGAGAAGUUUGAUGAGUUCGGUUACACCUACAUCGCUCCAAGGGAGUACUGCAAAGAGCUGAAGUUGUCACUCAACAACACCCAGUUUCUCCUCGACUUCAACCAAUACAUUGACAGGAACACUCCAGAUGCAUGUAAUGUGUCCCUUGUGAGUCGACUGAUCUUGGAUGCAGGUCUGACAGCUGAACUAGUUAAGCUUUGGAACGAGCAGAAAGUGGAUGGGAUAGUUGCCAGAUUUGUAGCAACAGAUGGAGGAAUUACAAGAAUCUAUCCAAGAAGUGCUGGGGAAGAUUGGACUGAGAAUCCUGAGACAUAUGAGUCCAGCUUCUACAAGAGGACCCUGGACAAUGAAAUUUAUAUUUUUACAGCUCCAUCUUUCAACACCGAGGGCAGGGAGUCGGCGUCUGAGUCAGGUAUUCUAGUGAGCAAAGGAGUGGACGUGAUCAUCGAUGAAGUCACACUCAAACCGGCGGUGGUGGGAGUGAAACUCAAUGUCUCAUUCUGGAUGAACAUUUUCAUGAACGCUACAAUGAAACUUAAUUGCAAGGAUGAGAUCUGUGGCUGUCUGAGGAAUGACAAGCACGUAGACUGUGUGAUACUGGAUGAUGGGGGAUUUCUUCUCAUGUCCAAUCAAGAUGAUUAUAUCACCCAGAUAGGUCAGUUCUUUGGUGAGGUGGACCCCGUGCUGAUGAUCAACCUGGUCAACACCUCUCUAUAUUCAUUCAACAAGACCUACGACUACCAGUCCGUCUGUGACCCAGAGAAAGACAGCAAGGCUGCAGCAGGACCCCGCUCCGUCUUUGUGCCUACCAUUGCGGACCUGCUGAGUAUUGGCUGGUGGGCCUCCACCGCUGCCUGGUCAAUACUCCAGCAGCUCUUCUUCAAUCUCAUCUUUCCUAAUCUUCUAGAGGCAGCUGAGUCAGCAGAUGAAGACAUACCAGAUGCCAUGUUUAAAGAAAGCUGUAUUACGGAACAGACUCAGUACUUCUUUGACAAUGACGAAAGAUCCUACUCGGGUGUCCUGGACUGUGGAAACUGUUCCAGGAUGUACCGUGCCGACAAGCUGCCGAACACCAACCUAGUGUUUUUGAUCACUGAUGCCAGGGCAACAUGUUUGUCGUGUGACCCAAGGCCUCUACGGCAGGCCGAACAACCCUCUGAAGGUCCAGAUCCAUGCGAGCUGGCUCAGAACCCCAGAUACCGCAAAGGGCCGGACGUGUGUUUUGACAACAAUGAAAAUGAUGAGCCCUUGUGCCCAACCAGCAAAGACUCUUCACUAAACUCUACACCUUUCUUCUUGCUUCUGGUUCUGACUUCAGGGAGGAUGAUUCUGAUUGUGGAGGAGGAACUUGCCUAAACCAGAGUCUUUGGCCAGUGUUCGGACUCCAACUGCUGCUGCUGUGGCUGAUCACAUCUUUACAACACUCAUGACCCCUACACACACUCCUACAACUGAUCAUCAUCUCAUUUCGCAGGAGGCCAGAAGACGCUCCACUUACGCCAUACAGGAUGUAUGCAGAAUAUUUACAAGACUCUUUUCUUUUUCCUGACAGUACGAGUAUUUCCAUUCUCCAAUGCCAAAGGGUGCUCAUUCAUUUCCUCCUCAUCAUUGUUUCAAAAAUAGAGACAAGUUUAUUGCGCACUGCUGCACUCAUUUCCACGAUUUAAUACUCUACAAUGGUGCAAGAGUAAGAGCUAACCAAACCCUUUAAUUCUGCCUCAUUUGUUUCUGAUUUACUUAGCGGAGGUUGAGGAGCUAUCCCACUAUGCCAACUAAAUAUCAUUCAAAGACUGUGUGUGUUCACUGACAGCAUUGAUUCGUGUAAUUGUCAAUAUUGUUUGUUGCUUAUUCUAUUUAUUGCGUAUGAAUCCUUAUGCUGUAAUGAUUGUUCAUUUUGGCAACUAGUGCAACUAUUGGUUUGAGUGUUUUUAAAUGUACUUUACCUAUCUAUCGUUUUUAUUUUCUUUUUUUUGUAUUCGAGAGUCAACUAGCAUUUUGUGACUAGCUGGGUGUUGUAUUGUAGCAGCAUGUGCUCGGUACAGAGCAAAAGACAACACCAACACUUUGACACCAAAGCUCCACUCAGUAUCAAGGACCACAAAUACACAGAAACCUAGAGAACCUGCAGGCUAGUUCAUUUUAGAGAUUCCUCAGAUGUGGGUGUCCAUCAGUAUUCAAGUUACGGCGCAGGACAGACAGUGAAGUCCGGAUGCACCCAACGUGAAAAUCUAUUAGGAUAUAACAACUGCAGAUAUGUUUGUACUUGGUCUGACAGCCCUAGUUGUCUUCAAUUUGAUGCAUCAAUUCCCAGUGCCUACACAGUAGCUCAGACAGUCUGGUAUCUGAAUGAAGCAAUGCUUCAGGGUUGUAUUCUUACCAUGUAUGCUUCUUGGUGCAAUAUGGAGUGGGUAGCCCUUGUAGUAAUGUGAUAUGGAAUGAGCUAAAUCCUGCUGCAGUUGUUCCAAUUCAUGUGGCCAGGGCAACAAUAGAAACCACCGGAGAUUAUUGGAGAGGAGUAUUAUUUUUCCUCCCUGGUCAAAACAAACCUAAACCAGGAUGGAGCUUGUGUUCCAACACCUCUUUAUUAAUCCUGUUUCUGUUCCCUUUCUGGAUCACCAGACUCAGGAGCCAAGAUGACUUGUGAAUGAGAUCAGCAUAUCAAAAUGACUGUUUCUUUGCUUUCUUCUCCCAGCUGUUCUCUUCCUUAUGCUUGUUUCCCCUUUGUGUUGCUCUAUAAGUGCUGUGAAGCAGACGCUGAAGGCUCGGCGUCCAAAUGCUGCAAUGUCAUGGGAUGAGCUUGUUCUGUGUUUGAACACUGUCUAGGCCUAUGAUCAGCAUCAGGGCCUGCUGGAGAGAACUUUGAAAAAAACACUAACAGUGGGAAUUUUGCAUUGCCUUACUUUACCGUCCGUCACAAAGAUCACACAAAGGUUGAGCCUUUCCUUGAUUUUCUAGCUGUUUUGACAGUAACGCUACGUUCUCUCCACUUCGCCUUCAUGGUGAUAUGCUGAUGUUGAGUGAUCAGGUUAUGCUGUCUAUCAAAGUCGCGUGUUGACUUGUGUUUUACCCCGGAGGUCCUGUGUCGAUGUGCAGGCAUGUGUGUGUCCCUCCGAUAUCUGAUUGUGCUUUAAUACCGUACAUAAAAUACUCUUUUGUGGAACUUCACUAGCCUGAAUAAAUUUUGUAUACAUUUGUACACUAAUACUAUUUACUGUAUAAAAGAGAAAAUGAAGGAAAAGAAAAAUGUUUAUAAUAUGGUGUUGAUUAUUGUGCAAAUAUAAUAUAUUCACAAUAAAAGUGUCGUAUUGUUAUGA